This is a messenger RNA of Solea senegalensis (Senegalese sole), 1555 nucleotides long. RefSeq names its product zinc finger protein 567-like. Gene Ontology annotation, cellular component: nucleus. Lineage: Eukaryota; Metazoa; Chordata; Actinopteri; Pleuronectiformes; Soleidae. The transcript has a single exon. The record is from RefSeq and is a predicted model, not a curated record. Bases 73 to 951 code for a protein of 292 amino acids.
AUUAAAGAGGAAGAGGAGGAAAUCUGCACCAAUCAGGAGCAGGAGCAGCUUGAACUGAAGCAGGAAGGUUUGAUGUCGACUUCUGAGAGUGAAGACAGUGAUUCCAUGGAAUCAGACAGUGACAAGCUCCUCUCUUCUGUAUCUGAGAGUGAAGAUCGGACAGCUGACAAGAGAAAAGCAAGUAAAGGUACAGGUAAAAAUCCCUAUAUUUGCAACAUUUGUAAGAAAUCCUUUGCACGUAAAAGUACCUUGAUCGUCCACAAAAAAACUCACACAGGUGAGAAGCCCCACAUGUGCGACAUUUGUAAGAAAUGUUUUGCACGCAAAAAUACUUUGUUGUACCACAUCAAAACUCACACAGGUGAGAAGCCAUGUUCUUGUGAAACAUGUGGAAAGUCUUUUAGACAAAAUUCGCAUUUGAUACAUCACCAAAGAAUUCACACGCGUGAGAAGCCCUAUAUUUGUAACAUUUGUAAGAAAUGUUUUGCACUAAAACGUACCUUGGUGGAUCACAUGAGAACCCAUACUGGUCAGAAGCCCCAUGUUUGCAACAUUUGUAAGAAAUCUUUUGCACGUAGAGGUGUCUUGACGCACCACAUGAAAACACACACAGGGGAAAGGCCCCAUAUGUGUGACAUUUGUAAGAAAUGUUUUGCGCGUAAAGAUUGCUUGAUAGUCCACCAAAGAACUCACGCCGAUGAGAAGUCAUUUUCUUGUGAAACAUGUGGAAAUAGUUUUCCAGACUUGUCGCAAUUGAUAUACCACAGAAGUACCCACACAGGUGAAGAGCCCCAUGUUUGCAAAGUUUGUAAGAAAUGCUUUGCGCGUAAAGAAGGCUUGAUGGGGCACAUGAGGACUCACACUGGUGAAAAACCCCAUAUUUGCGACAUCUGUGAGAGAAGCUUUGCACGUAAAGAUAGCUUGACUGUCCACAUGAGGACUCACAGGUGAGAAGCCAUAUGCCACUGCAGUAUCCGUUGAAAAUCAUUUGGCAACAUCGCACAUUUUUAGAAGAAUUUACGUACCCAUUUUAAGAUUUGUGAAAAGGUUUACUCGUUUGACACCUCAUGUGAACAGACUCCAAUGAUUAUCAGUUAGGAACACAUCAUGUACAAGCAGAGUAGUGUUUUUUGUUUCCAUUAUAUGUGCGAGAGCUUUUAUUUGUGGAGAUUUAUGAACAAACCACACAGGAACUGCUGAGUGAAGAGAGAAUCAACUUCAGCCUUUGUAAGAAAAGGUGGUUUUAGAGAAUUUUUAAACCCAGAAGAAACCAUUGAGGCAAAAACUUCACACUGAGAAGACGUGUUCACAGUAUCCAUUUUAUUAAGCGUUUCGAUUUGAUUAAACUAGCCCUUUUUUUUGGUUUUAUCAUUUUUAUGAUUGCUCUUUUCGUUGAAAGUAUAUUUCUUUUAAACUUUUAUUGUAGUAUUUUGUGUCCUGGAAAAUAAAGGCAUUGAUUUUUUUUUCCAACUGUAUGUUUUUGAUUGUUUUUAUACACACACCAUCUGUUAGAGUUUGUGGAUGCGAAGAAAUAAAAUGUUCUUUUAAUUCUUUA